This is a messenger RNA of Neltuma alba, 1365 nucleotides long. RefSeq names its product abscisic acid receptor PYL4-like. NCBI's taxonomy places the organism in Eukaryota, Viridiplantae, Streptophyta, Magnoliopsida, Fabales, Fabaceae. Gene Ontology annotation, molecular function: protein phosphatase inhibitor activity; abscisic acid binding; signaling receptor activity. Gene Ontology annotation, biological process: abscisic acid-activated signaling pathway. The transcript has a single exon. Bases 191 to 847 code for a protein of 218 amino acids. The record is from RefSeq and is a predicted model, not a curated record. Gene Ontology annotation, cellular component: nucleus; cytoplasm.
CAACCCCCCCCCUCUCUCUUUCUCAAACCCCGAACCAGAACUAAUUAAUCCAAUUUGCACUACAAAAAUAUUUACCCCAACCCCCUCCCCUUUCUUGCCUUUGCUCUUAUUAUAAUAUAUACGUACGCCCCCCCCUCCUUUCCCCCCAACCCAAUAACUCUUUCGCCUCACCAACUUCACUGCGCUAGAAAUGCCGUCUUCUACACAAAUUCAUCGGUUCAAUCCCGCCACCGCCGCAACCGCCGUCUCCAACUCCUACAACUGCCCCAAACACCGCCCUCUCUUGCUUCCCCUUUCCUCGGCUCAACUCAGCCUUCCUCUUCCUGAAACAGCCGCUUGCCACCAUUCCCACACGGUGGCGCCAGACCAGUGCUGCUCCGUCGUCAUCCAGUCCAUUGACGCCCCCGUGGACGCUGUAUGGUCGGUCCUCCGGCGCUUCGACAACCCUCAGGCCUACAAACACUUCGUCAAGAGCUGCCAAGUCAUUAUGGGCGAUGGCAUUCGCGUGGGGACGCUCCGUGAGGUCCGCGUGGUCUCCGGACUUCCCGCCGUGUCCAGCAUCGAGAGGUUAGAGAUCCUGGACGACGAACAUCACGUCCUCAGCUUCAGCGUCGUCGGCGGAGAUCAUCGCCUGCGGAACUACCGUUCCGUCACUACCCUGCACGCCGUCGAGAGCGGUACACUCGUCAUCGAAUCGUACGUGGUGGACGUCCCGCAGGGAAACACCAAGGAAGAGACCUGCGUCUUCGCCGACACAAUAAUACGAUGCAAUUUGCAGUCCCUGGCUCAGACUGCGGAGGCCAUGGUAGCGAAGGACCAGGAAGAGAAAGCGCGGCUCUCCCCGUGAAUAUAUACCCGAUAUAAGUGACGGUUCCUUCUCUGUUUCUUUUGUCCUUUAACAUCUCGUGUGAUUCGGGGCUUUUUGUUUUCCGAUAUGGGUUCGGAUCUCGUAUGUCUCAUUAUUAGACAUCCAUAACCUGAUACCCAUAUCCGGAAAAUUCUUCAGGGGUAGAUCGGUAGGUUUUUUGCAAGUCUCUCGAUCAGACGGAAAGGGUUGGAUUUGAAAAUAUAUAUCUAUAUAUAAUAACUGAAUGAUAUAUGUGUUCAUAUUUAUAUAAUUAUAUUCCUUUUUUUUUUUUGGGUUCAAACCAUUCAUCUGAUCAAGGCUUGCUGGUCAUUCUUGUAUUGGCAUUGAAAGUGGUAUGUAUGUCUCUGUAGCUGUACAUUAAAUUAAAGCUCUUUAAUGUUUAGGAUAAGUGGCUCAAAAGGAUUCUGUUGUCAGCCUAUCCAGGUGGUUUUGUUGUUUCGAUCAUAUUACUACAUGUUACUUAUCUCUAUAUAUGGGUAGUCAAUGAACUUGUUUGA